Cooperia oncophora is the source of this 600-nucleotide messenger RNA. The record is from the annotation of a GenBank genome assembly. Lineage: Eukaryota; Metazoa; Nematoda; Chromadorea; Rhabditida; Trichostrongylidae.
UCUGCCUUCAUCAAAGCCAAUAGGCAACUAGAACGCAAAAACGCUGUCAAAGGUGCCCUUGACGUAGGAACAGAUCAAGAUUGCAUUGUGGAAAUAGCUCUGAUCGAUAAGAAGUGUAAAGCACUGGUUGGCGACGUCGAGUACCAGAUAACGGACAAGGCCAACCAGGAAAUGUGGUCGCGCAUCAACAAAGUGUACGGUACUAUCACCGUCAAUGAGGCUGAGAGUGAUUUAAGACUUCUGAAAAAUAUCACUGUUGAAGGAUGGUCAGUUCGAGCACUGAGAAUAAUUAACAAUCGCAAGCUGAAGUAUAUUGAUGCCAUAUUGGACAUGAAGGUGGACGGUCCUAAGCCAUCGAUCUAUUUUCGAAACAAUUCGAGAGCCAGGUGGUAUGUGAACGACAUAGGGGCCCAGUUCAACAUGACAGGAUUGGAAUCUAUUGGGCAAAUUUAUGGGAAUGUCGUUGUAGUCACUGAGAAACUCGAAGACGUUCCACCCGAUAUGAAGAAGAAGCUUAUAGAAGUAACUGAUGGCAAAGCUACAUUCCUGACAUUUGCUCAGUAUAAAGCGUCUCGCACUACUACAACGAACCACAACUGA